Messenger RNA from Ornithorhynchus anatinus (platypus), 1626 nucleotides. It is a transcript of the gene MPZL3, whose product is annotated as myelin protein zero like 3. The record is from RefSeq and is a predicted model, not a curated record. The transcript has 6 exons. Gene Ontology annotation, cellular component: membrane. Bases 46 to 756 code for a protein of 236 amino acids. NCBI's taxonomy places the organism in Eukaryota, Metazoa, Chordata, Mammalia, Monotremata, Ornithorhynchidae.
CGGGAGCCGCCAACGAGGUGCGCGGCCAUCGGCGGAGCCGGCGGGAUGCGGUGGGGCAGCGAGGCCCGGGAUCUUGGCCGCCUUCACUCCCCCCUGCUGGCUUCCCUCCUCUUCCUCCAGGGUGUUUCCACGGUCCUUCCCCUGGAGAUUAAAGCGGAUACCCAAGUACGUGGUUACGUUGGAGAAAGGGUCAAGUUAAAAUGCACCUUCAAAUCGUCCUCCGCCGUGACCGACAAGCUCACCAUCGAUUGGACGUACCGGCCCCCCAGCAGCAGCCGCACAGAAACGAUUUUUCACUAUCAGUCCUUCCAGUACCCGACCACGGCCGGCACCUUCCGAGACCGGAUCUCCUGGGUCGGGGACGUGUACCGGGGCGACGCGUCCAUCAGCAUAAGCCACCCCACCAUGAAGGACAACGGGACGUUCAGCUGCACGGUGAAGAAUCCCCCAGAUGUGCACCAUAACGUCCCCAUGACCGAGCUGGUCAUCACUGAAAGAGGUUUUGUCACCAAGCUCUCAUCCACCGCUCUGCUGUCCAUCAUGGUCUUCAUUCCUUCUGCCAUCGUGGUCACUCUACUCUUGGUGAGGAUGGGCCGAAAGUCGGCGGGGCUGAAAAAGAGGAGCAAGUCUGGCUAUAAGAAGUCUUCCAUCGAAGUUUCGGAUGACACCGACCAGGAGGAGGAGGAGGACUGCGUGGGAAAGCUUUGUAUCCGGUGUGCGGAAUGCUUGGAUUCUGACAGUGAUGAGGCGUAUUGACAAAGCGUCAGUGUUUACGGCGGUGCGAUGCUAAAGCCUUUGUCUGCUCAGCGCAAAACGUCUCUUCCCUUUGGCUGCCGAGGCCACACCAAAAGUGAAGCCAGCUUGAUUGACUGGAAUCUAGAGUUCGGUUCUCAAGACUGUUUAAUAACCUUUUAUUUAUUGAAGAAAUGUUCCUUCUGUAUUUAUGAAAAUGCUUCGGAGACACUCGGAGGCUCCAACUCCCAGAUGACGUAAAGUUUAUUUCAAUAUUUUCAAUCUGAUUUAAGGCAUUUCUUUCUCUUCCUAGAGAGAACCUUGGGGGUCUCCCCCAAUUUUAUGUCUUCCAGUUAGUGGAGGGGAAUCUGAAUUGUUGGGUGGUCUGAGGACCCCCAGAGAUGCACUUUUCCUCUCCCACCCUCUUCACCCCACUCCCCCCCAGACCAGAAUCUGCAACUCCUUGGACCUGGGGUGUCCAGGGCCAUCCCAGGAAAGUAUAUGUUGGGGUGACUCCUUUGGUCCAGUUCACCUCUCUGACCACCAUCUGCUUCCAUCCUUCUCCACGCUACACUUGCAGGCUAAAUUGGGAUUCCUUGGUGGUCCGAGCCCAAACUCCCACGGUCUGCAACGAUCAAGAAAUCAUUGUCCAUUUGCUAGAGGGGAUUUUCAUUGUCUAAUGAUGCAUUACUCUAAGGGGAAGUGGUGGGGAGGGGAGAAUCCCUUUUCCUCUUGAGCUUGGCUUUGAGAAUGGCCCGAUUUGGAAAGGGAGAGUUAUCCGGUAGUUGGGAGGAUGGGACAGAUCUGUCCAAACUCCUUGCAGAAUCAGCUUCGGUCUGGUUACCUCUCCACCUUUCCGUAGCUUCUUAAUCAUAAUUGUGAGAUUUCUUAAGC